CGAUGCGGCCGCUCGGCCCUGACCAUGGCCGAGGCCGGUGGGAGUAGGGCCCCCGGAGCCGGGGAGGACAGGGCGGCCGCGGCGGAGAAACGGGGAGAGAAGAGAGAGAUGGCCCCCGAGGGCAGGAAUGUGGGGUUUGUACUUGUACACGCAGGAGCAGGCUAUCAUUCUGAAUCCAAGGCAAAGGAGUACAAGCAAGUUUGUAAGAAAGCCUGCCAAAAGGCAAUAGAGAAACUGCAGGCUGGAGCUCUUGCUGUUGACGUAGUAACAGCAGCCCUUGUCGAACUAGAGGACUCACCUUUCACCAAUGCAGGGAUGGGAUCCAAUCUAAAUCUGUCUGGGGAUAUUGAAUGUGAUGCCAGUACGAUGGAUGGAAAGUCCUUGAAUUUUGGAGCGGUUGGAGCACUCAGGGGGAUCAAGAAUCCAAUCUUAGUUGCAAAUAAACUGCUAAGUGAAGCACAGAAGGGGAAGCUCUCUGCUGGCAGAAUUCCUCCUUGUUUUUUAGUUGGAGAAGGGGCUUACAAGUGGGCAAUGGACCAUGGAAUACCACCUUGUCCUCCUGACAUCAUGGCGACAAAAUUCAGCUUAUCUGCAUUUAGGAAAAACAGGCGAAAACUGGAACUUGCAGAAAAGGUGGAAACAGAAAUGAUUCAGACAAAGAAGAGAAGAGAAGUGUCUGAAAACACCAAUGUCACCACUUCACUUGAUACUGUUGGAGCAGUAGUUGUGGACCAUGAAGGAAAUGUGGCAGCUGCUGUUUCCAGCGGAGGUUUAGCAAUGAAGCAUCCUGGAAGAGUUGGUCAAGCAGCUGUCUACGGCUGUGGUUGCUGGGCUGAAAAUACAGGAGGCAGUAAUGUGUAUUCCACAGCUGUGAGUACAUCAGGCUGUGGAGAGCACCUUGUACGGACCAUGUUGGCCAGGGAAUGUUCGGUGGCCCUACAAGCAGAAGAUGCUCAUCAGGCCUUGUUAGAAACUAUGCAAAAGAAAUUUGUUCGUUCACCAUUCCUAGCCUGUGAAGACUCUGUACUUGGGGGUGUGAUAGUUCUCCGAUGUUGCAGAUGUUCACUAGAAUCUGAGCCGUCAUCGAAUACUCAGGCCCUCCUAGUUGAGUUCCUAUGGAGUCAUACCACUGAGAGUAUGUGUGUUGGUUACAUGUCGACUCAAGAUGGCAAAGCCAAGACUCACAUUUCCAGACUUCCACCUGGAGCUGUGGCGGGGCAGUCACUGGCGAUAGAAGGCGGUGUUUGUAGACUUCGCAGCUCCGUGAACUGACCCUGCUUGACUUGUUCAAUUGACAACACACAGCCUCAGAUGGACUAUCAGCUAUAAUGCAUUAUAUAUCUUUUAAUGUUGUAAAGAAUUUUGAAAGUUUUAACUUUUGGGGUAAUAAGAGUUGCACUUUGUACUUUAUAUACGCUGACUAUACUAGUAAAUGUUGCUUUUUUCCCCCCUCUGAGCACAUUUCUGCUUCAACUGAAGAUCAAUACAGUUGACUUAAGUGUACGUCCUGUUUGGUCAGGAAAUCUUAUCCUUUUUGUGUUGAGCACCUCCCCCCUCCCUGUCAAAUUGCUUAUUGUGAAAGACAGACACCAAGCUGACUGGGUUUUUAUAGUUACAUGGCAUUCCAUAUUUGUCAUCUUAAGAAGUACAAGACUGUACGCUUUCUGUCUGCCACUAAAUUUAAUAGUUAUUAGGUCUUAUUUAGAGGUUCUAUACUAUUAGUUUCACGUGUAAGUAGAUACUUAGUUAAUACCACAUGUACAGUCCUUAGUGUUGCUUGUGAAUUUGAGAUUUAAUAGGAUGCUUAUUUUACAUUUACAGUGGGAAUUAUAAUGGAUGUGGUGCUAUGAACUAUGAUACAUUAAAUGAUCCAAAUGCAGAAAUGUUAAUGUUGCGCUAUUAGUGCUGUCAUGCAAGGCAUGAUCUGAAUGCAUUGCAAUUGUGGCUGAAAAUAUGACAAUUAUAAUCUGAGCAGAAAUUAUACAGUUAAGACAUAAAUAGUAAAAUUACAGUUAAUAAGGAUGUGCAAUGGGUGUAGAUCGUAAAUGUGUUUAUUUUUAUUUUAAAUUGCAUACAAUUAACAAAAGUCAAAAGCCAUUAGGUACACACUGAAUCAAAUUCACUGAACCAUAUUAUCCUGUGAACAGCAUCUCUUUCACAUUUUCCUUGUUUGUUUUGUUUUAUGAACGGUUGGCGUGUAUGUUUGUGUAUUUGCAGGGACUUGGUUAUGCUGCUUUGGUCCACUUUAGAUAGCUUUGAAUAGGAGCACCUGAUGUACUGGGUCUUUUCAGCCUGCACUGUUGGUUUAUUUAGACAUCCAUUGUGUUUGUUGGGAUGUUGCAAUGUUCUACAGUAGAACCUCAUUGUACGAGUAGCAAAUGGGUUAUUAUAAACCUGUUUGUAGCCAACUUCUGCUGUUCUAACUAAAGCUCUCCAAUAAUCAGCAUGAAGUGAUAAGGACUUUGAUAAGAUGAACCACUGAACAGAAGAACAACUUUGUCAGUCUCCACAACCUUGUAUUGGUAAGGUUUAGCCGUACUGUUAUUUUUUACAACCAAGACAAUCUUAAACAUUUUGAAUGUAGAUCAUAUAUUUUCAGGGACUAUGGUUAUGUAAUUUAGUGGAACACCAUUGAUCUGAUCUUUCAAUUUCUGAAAUCAAAGUGAUACUAAUGCAUCCAGUCUGCCAGUUUUUUUUUCUCCAGUACCCAUAUGGAUUUUUUUUAUUUUUAAAGAAUUAUAUAGUUGCUGCAUUUACUCAUUCAUUAAUACCCAAAACUGUCAGGUUUGUAAGUUACAAGUUGUGCCUCAAAACUGCAUGCAAGACCAUAUGAAAUGUUUUAUAGUAAAUUAACAGCUGAAGCUUGAUCUAAAUUACCAGUAUAUUAUUGGUAGACUGUUGGGUGACAUUUUAAAUCACUGCAAUACUUAAAUUAGAAAGGACUUAAAAGGUCUUUAGUACUUCCUUAACCAUAAAAAAACAUCGACUGACUAUUUUUCUUUUGCUAUUAUCAAAGUGGUUAAAGUGUUGUGUCUCCACUGCCUGCAAAUUGAAAGCCUAAUUUUGUGUGGUGGUGGGAAGCAGCAAGGAAUUGAAUCCUUGUUGACCAUGGUUGUGGUUUGUAAUUUUAGAUCUUCUAGAACUACACUCGUUCCAUGGUAUUUUAAAUCAUGAAAUUGCGGCGAGGGGAGUGACUUUGUACAUGACUCUUAAAGAUUUGAUCUUAACAGAAUUGAUGUUGCAUUGUAUUGAUUCCACUAUAUUAUAUAAACUACCAGGGCUAUAUGAUGAGCUUGCAAUGUUGCUUUUAGUUGAUUAUUACAAAAUGUUAUCCCAGUGUUUUUGUAUUAUAUGCUUAUAAUAAAAUCUUUGGGAAAGAAAA
Messenger RNA from Callorhinchus milii (elephant shark), 3382 nucleotides. It is a transcript of the gene tasp1, whose product is annotated as taspase, threonine aspartase, 1. Gene Ontology annotation, molecular function: threonine-type endopeptidase activity. Bases 25 to 1272 code for a protein of 415 amino acids. The record is from RefSeq and is a predicted model, not a curated record. The transcript is spliced from 13 exons. Gene Ontology annotation, biological process: protein maturation. NCBI's taxonomy places the organism in Eukaryota, Metazoa, Chordata, Chondrichthyes, Chimaeriformes, Callorhinchidae.